CUCACCUCGAGUUACAUACCUAUAUAUACCAGAUGACGAAUCUAUUGAAUACACAACUUGUGUUUUGGAUCUAGUUUAAAAAUAGUUCCCAUUGGCGAUAUGAGGAUUUUGACUGUCACGAUUGUAUACAUUAGCCUGAUUGGGGUUUGCUUGGCUGAACAACCGUAUACGGUACAAAAUGAAGCGCUAGAACCCUUCAAAGGACUGCGGGAAACAUGCGUCGAGAUGUCAAAUUUAAAAACUGUGGGUCGCCAACGUUUUGUGAAUGGUUCGGUCGCAAUACUGCAAGACCUGGAUAGUGAUAACUUUAAAUUUCAAGUUGAAUUAUUCUCGAGUCCACAGGGUGAUGGUCAAUACAAGCAACUACCAAUGGGUGUGCCAAUGACUAGAGUUUGCGAUGGAUUUAAAGAUUUGUACACGAAAAUCGUACAACCUUCUCUAAAACAGGAUGAAAAUACGAACUUCCCGUUCAUACCCGAUGAGGGAUUGUGUCCUUUACCAGCCGGCGAGUAUUAUAUAAAAACAGUAGAGUUCGACACGGAUACCUGGCCCAAUCAGAUUCCGCGCGGCGUCCUAAAGGCUGUGUUAACCUUUUUCAAAAAUGAAGUGAGUGUUGGCGGAACUGUAAUGAAAAUGAAAAUUGAGGAUCGACAAUAAGCAUUGAAUAAGGGAAAACCAAAAUAAAUAAACGGUUGGCAGCAAAUCAUAUAUAGUUGUACUGAAAACGUGGUGGAGGGAAUUGAAUAUUUUAAGAUAAAGGUCUCUUGAAGACACGUCAAUUUUAUUUGGAGGGCAGAAUUUUUCCAUAUACUUCUGCACUAACAACUCGAUCACUAAUUGCCAAGAAAACUUUUUUUUUUAACUUGUUGCAUUUACAGGGAACCAAUACCAUAAAUAAUACCAAAGCAUAUUUACUUACAAUUAAAUAUUAUUUUUGUACAUAUCAAAA
Molecule: messenger RNA, 949 nt
Organism: Bactrocera oleae (olive fruit fly)
Lineage: Eukaryota; Metazoa; Arthropoda; Insecta; Diptera; Tephritidae
Source: RefSeq, a predicted model, not a curated record